Molecule: messenger RNA, 2562 nt
Organism: Candoia aspera
Lineage: Eukaryota; Metazoa; Chordata; Lepidosauria; Squamata; Candoiidae
Product: zinc finger protein 850-like
Exons: 2
Coding region: 46-2502 (818 amino acids)
Biological process (GO): regulation of transcription by RNA polymerase II
Cellular component (GO): nucleus
Molecular function (GO): DNA-binding transcription factor activity, RNA polymerase II-specific; RNA polymerase II cis-regulatory region sequence-specific DNA binding
Source: RefSeq, a predicted model, not a curated record
CACGAGCGUGACAAUUACAAGGAGCCCAGCGUAGUGCUAUUCCAAAUGAGCAAGUCUGAAGAACAAAGGAGUAAGAAAAGCUGCACAAUGAAUGGAACGAAGAAAUCUUCGCCUGGAUACAGUGAAAUCCUUGACGUCCCAACCCAGCAAGUUCACCAACAAGAAGAAAAGGGAAGAUAUCUUGGAUAUGGCAAAAGAGACAGGGAGAAAUCUGAUUUCACCAAACAUCGUACAACCCAGACCGAAGAGGAACAAUAUGAAUAUCAAGAGUACGGGCAAAGUAUCACUCCUACCUCCUAUCUUGCUUUACAUCACCACUCCUACAUCAAAGAGAAACCUUAUACAUUUAUAAAUUGUGGGGAAAACUUCACUUUGAGCAGUCAUCUUAUUUCCCAUAAAGAGGAGAGACCAUAUGAGUGUGGAAAGGGAUUAAGUAAGAAACAGUUAUUUAUUUUGCCCCAAAAAAAUCCACCAAGGGAGAAACCCUAUAAAUGUCUGCAGUGUGGAAAAACCUUCACUGAGAGACGUAACCUUAUCACACAUGAAAGGAUCCACACUGGUGAAAAACCCUAUAAAUGUCUGCAGUGUGAAAAGACAUUCACUCAGAGAGGUAACCUUAUCACACAUGAAAGGAUCCACACAGGGGAAAAACCGUAUAAAUGUCUGGACUGUGGAAAGACCUUCGCUGAGAGACGUAACCUUAUCACACAUGAAAGGAUCCAUACAGGGGAGAAGCCAUAUAUAUGCCUGGUGUGUGGAAGAAGAUUCAUUCAGAGCGGUCACCUUACGAGACAUCAGCGAUCCCACACAGGGGUGAAACCAUAUACAUGCCUGCAGUGUGGAAGGCAAUUCAGUGGACGUUCAAACCUUGUGAAGCAUGUAAGAAGCCACACGGAGGAGAAACCAUAUAUUUGUACAGAGUGUGGAAAGAGCUUCCGUGACAACAGUGUCCUCAUUUGCCAUAAAAGGAUCCACACAGGAGAAAAACCAUACAAAUGCCUGGAGUGUGGGAAGAACUUCAGGCGAAACUGUCACCUUGUGAAACAUAAACGAAUUCACACAGGAGAGAAACCAUAUCAAUGCCUGGAGUGUGGAAAGAACUUCAUUCAGAAAAGUAACCUUUUGCAACAUAAAACAAUUCACACAGGGGAGAAACCAUAUAGGUGCCCAGAAUGUGGCAAAAGUUUCAGUCAGAACAGUACUCUCUUCCAACAUAAAGCAAUUCACACAGGAGAGAAACCUUAUAAGUGCCUCGAGUGUGGAAAAAGCUUCAGUCAGAACUAUAAACUUUUGCAACAUAAAAGAACUCACACAGGGGAGAAACCAUAUAGGUGCAAGGAAUGUGGGAAGAGUUUCAGUUGCAGCAGUGAUUUUAGUUGCCAUAAAAGGAUUCAUACAGGGGAGAAACCAUAUAAAUGUCUGGAGUGUGGAAAGGGUUUUAAAAAAAACAGUCAUCUUAUAUCUCAUAAAAGAAAGCACACAGGAGAGAAACCAUAUAAAUGCACAGAGUGUGGAAGGAGAUUUUCUUACAACUUUGUCCUCAGAUAUCAUCAACGAACCCAUACUGGGGAGAAACCAUAUAAAUGCUUGAAGUGUGGAAAGAAGUUCAGUAGAUGUUCAAACCUUAAAAUCCAUGUAAGAAUCCACACGGGGGAGAAACCAUACAGGUGCCCAGAGUGUGGGAAGUGCUUCUGUAAGGACAGUGACGUUAUCCGCCAUAAAAGGAUCCACACAGGAGAAAAACCAUACAAAUGCCUGGAAUGUGGAAAGAGCUUCACUCAGAAUGCUAACCUUAUCAAACAUAGAAGAAUUCACACGGGAGAGAAGCCAUACAAUUGCACAGAGUGUGGGAAAAACUUCAGCCAGAAAAAUCACCUUUCGCAACAUGAAAGAAUCCACACGGGGGAGAAACCAUAUACGUGUCCGAUGUGUGGAAAGAAGUUCACUGGAAGACCAAGCCUUGUGAUGCAUGUAAGAAUCCACACAGGAGAGAAACCACAUAAAUGUAUGGAGUGUGGAAAGAGCUUCCGUAAGGACAGUAAUUUUAUUUCCCAUAAAAGGACCCACACAGGAGAAAAACCUUACAAAUGCCUGGAAUGCGGAAAGAGCUUCACUCAGAAUACCCUUACGAGACAUCAAAGAACCCACACUGGGGAGAAACCAUAUACAUGCUCAAUGUGUGGAAGGAAGUUCAGUGGAAGAUCGAAUCUUAAAACCCAUGUAAGAAUCCACACAGGGGAGAAACCGCAUAAGUGUAUGGAGUGUGGGAAGGGCUUCCGUAAGCACAGUGACUUUAUUCGCCAUAAAAGGAUCCACACAGGAGAAAAACCAUACAAAUGCCUGGAGUGUGGAAAGAGCUUCACUCAGAAUGCUAACCUUGUCAAGCAUAGAAGAAUUCACACGGGAGAGAAACCAUACAAUUGCACAGAGUGUGGGAAAAACUUCGGCCAGAAAAAUCAGCUGAUGAAACAUAAAAGGAUCCACACAAGAGAGAAAACAUAACUUGGGAGCUUUCAUCACAAGUGUUUUCUUCUCAAAAAGGGACCCACAUGGGAAAAACAA